Messenger RNA from Theobroma umbraticum, 1099 nucleotides. Lineage: Eukaryota; Viridiplantae; Streptophyta; Magnoliopsida; Malvales; Malvaceae. The record is from RefSeq and is a predicted model, not a curated record.
CACAAAUUUGGCAAAGUAUCACUAGUAUAGGCCUAAUGUGAAAUGUAGGGCCUGUAACCAAAGGUUCCAAGACAAAUGAGAAAGCUGCAGUUGCUGAGCAAGUAAAAAAGGUUGAAGAAGUCUUGUUUAUGGCUCAGGUUAUAGGUGAAACAACUAAGAAAUCUAAGUGGUUAAUUGACAGUGCCUAUUCAAAUCAUCUCAUUGGUGAUGAGAGCCAAUUUACCACACUUGACAGGAGUUAUAGGGCAAGGGUGGAGAUUGGGAAUGGAUCUUUCUUAAAGAUUGUUGGUGUUGGAACAGUUGCUGUAGAAACUAAGUUGGGUAGCAAGUAUAUUUCAAAUGUAUAUCUUGUUCUAGAGGCUAGUCAGAACUUGCUUAAUGUUGGUCAGUUAACUGAGAGCAAUUAUGUCUUAUUGUUCAAGGACAAGCACUGCAUAGUGUCUGACUCUAAUGGUGAUAUGGUAUUUACAGUUCAAAUGAGGAAUAAGUGCUAUCUUAUUGACUAGAAGAACAUUGAACAGAAGGCAUAUAUGAGUACUGUUGAUGAGUCAGAGCUGUGGCACAAGUGGUUAGGACAUGUUAACUACAACUCCUUGAGUUAUAUGGCAUCCCAAGAGUUGGUUGAGGGUUUGCUAGAAGUUACAAAGCAUGAACAGUUAUGUGAUACAUGUCAAGUAGGGAAGCAAAGCAAGACUGCAUUUUCAAAAGAGAUGAGGUGGAAGGCUAUUGACAAGUUGCAGCUUAUUCACUCUGAUUUGGGAGGACCUAUGAAAACGGAAUCACUUGGUGGCAGUAGGUACUACUUAUUGUUCAUAGAUGAUGUUACUACAUUCUGUUGGUUGUAUUUUUUAAAAUAUAAGUCUGAAGCUUUCAAGAGUUUUGUGAAGUUUAGAAAGUUAGUUGAGAAUUAGGCAAAUACUUCAAUUAAAAUCCGUAAAACUGAUAAUAGGAGGGAAUUUACUAUUGUUGAGUUUGAAGAGUAUUUGGUUCAGCUUGGUAUUAUUCAUCAACUUACUAUUACCUAUAGCCCUCAACAAAAUGGGGUAGCAGAAAGGAAGAACAAGACUCUCAUGGAAAUGGCUAGGUGUCUUUUUUUUCA